This is a messenger RNA of Brassicogethes aeneus, 1837 nucleotides long. The record is from the annotation of a GenBank genome assembly. NCBI's taxonomy places the organism in Eukaryota, Metazoa, Arthropoda, Insecta, Coleoptera, Nitidulidae.
GAAAAGUGAACAAAUUUUAUAGAAACGUUUGCGAAUUUUAUAGUGGUGAAUCAAACAAGUUUUAAGUGUUUUUCCAACAAAGAAACUCAGAUAAAUUUUCUUCGAAAUGGCGGAAGACAGGGAAGGAGGUGACAUCACAGCAUCCGAUAUGCUUCUUCCGGAUGAAGAACCCAGCGAGAUGAAGAAUUUCUACGAGGGCUCGGCGGUGUUUUUGACCGGAGCUACGGGUUUCGUGGGAAAAAUGAUGCUGGAAAAAUUGUUGAGAGCCGUCGACGACAUAAAAAUUUACAUUUUAAUACGACCGAAGAAAGGGAAGGACACCAAACAGAGAUUCGAAGAAAUUUUUGAGUCCCCACUUUUUGACCCCCUAAAACGCAAACGCUCCGACUACGCAGGCAAAGUGGAGAUGAUUUUGGGCGACUGCGGCCUGCCCAACCUGGGAAUAUGCGCGGAGGACACGGAAAAAUUAUGCGCCAACGUGAACACCAUCAUACAUUGCGCAGCCACUGUCAGAUUCGAUGAAAAAAUCAAGCAAGCCGCGCACAUCAACGUGCGAUCCAUCAGAGAUUUGUUCGUGAUCGCCAAACAAAUGAAACAAUUGAAGGCGUUGUUGUAUGUCUCAACAGCUUUUUCAAACUGUAUUAGAAAAGAUAUAGAUGAAAUAUUCUACGAACCUCCAAUAACUGGUGAAAAACUACUGACCCUAGUUGACUGUUUGGACGAUGAAAAAUUGGACCUCAUUACACCAACGUUAAUAGGAGAGUUUCCUAAUACGUAUGUUUUUACAAAAUCAGUAGCUGAAAACGUUGUCAAAGAGGAGGGAAAAAAUUUACCAGUGGGAAUUUUAAGACCUUCUAUAAUCAUCGGUUCAGCAAAAGAGCCUGUCGCUGGAUGGAUAGACAAUUUCUAUGGUGCCACAGGGGUCUUUUACGGGGCCGCUCUAGGACUUAUAAGAACAUUGCAUGGUAAAAAAGAAAACUGUGCUGAAUUGGUACCGGCAGAUUACGUGGUAAACAGCGUCUUAGCAGCGGCAUGGGAUGUAGCAACAAUGAAGACUUUAAAUGACAACAAGGAAACUCAGGAUAAAAAUGACGUAGAUGAAAAAUUCCAGGAAGAAAUCCCUAUAUAUAAUUUCGUUUGCACACCGGAAAGACCUAUAACCUGGGAAAAAUUCGAAGAACUAAAUUACAAACACGCCAUACAAAUACCUUCGGAAGUUUGCAUUUGGAAUUAUUUCUUCAAAAUGAGGCCAAGUUUAUUUUGGCAUACAUUGGCCCUAUUUUUCUUGCACACAUUACCGGCCCAUAUCGUGGACUUUAUCGCUAUUUGCAUUGGAAAAAAGCCACAGUUGGUAAAAGGGUAUCAAAAAAUCAACAAAUUUUCAAACGUUAUCUCAUACUUCACGAUGAGAGAGUGGAAUUUCAAGAACAACAACAUACAAAAUCUUUGGAAGAAAAUGAAUACAAGCGAUCGAAAGUUGUUCGAAUUCAGCAUGAAAGAUUUAUCAUGGGAUGCCUAUUUUUACACAUAUGUCAGAGGUGCAAGAGUAUAUUUAUUAAAAGAUCCAUUGGAUACAGUAUCAAAGGGACAAAUUAAAUAUUACAAACUUAAAGUUGCUCAUUAUGCUCUAUGUACUGUUUUAUUCUAUUUAUUCUAUAAACUAACAAUGUUCAUAGUAAAUUUUAUUUUCUAAAUAAUGUUUAACCUAUGAAAACUGCUCUACCUUUAUUAUAAAUGCCAUGAUAUUAAAUAUUUUAUGGGUAGUUCGUAGGUUUUAUAUUAAUUUAUUGUAAAUAUGUUAGUUUUAUUUAUAUUUUUGCAAAUAAAGACAUCUAUG